UUCCUGAGCGUCGUGGCGCCGUGGCGGGAAUUUCGCCCGUUUCCCCUGUAGAUCCUAGCGGCACCGGAGCGGUGGUCUGCACGGCCGAGGGCGGCUCUCGGGGACUGAAAGUGUGAGAAGGUGGGACUGGCAUCAGACUCGCCCUGGUACACGGAAGUCCGGCUCCGCUAGUCCAUCGCCUGCCCCGAGCUGGUCCCUGCGUGUGCUCACUUGGCGGGACCUGGCCUCUGGCUAGAGGGAUUUGGGGUUGGCGCGACGGGUGGUUCUCAUCCAGCCCCCCCAGCCUCACCCGACCUACACCCCCGAACCCCAGGAGUCAGCGAGCGGGCUUUUCCACUGCCCUGCCGGAGAAGUGGCUUCUAUCUGCUUGGACAUGAAGUAAACCAUGGAUAAUUGUUCCACUGCGUCGACCUUCCUGACAGACAGCUUGGAGCUGGAGUUGGGAACAGAAUGGUGCAAACCGCCUUACUUUUCUUGUGAUUUUGAUAACAGGGGAGGAGGAAAAUAUUUUUCUGGGGAGUCCUACCUUACCAGCGGAGCCCUUAAGCGACUAAUUUUGAAUCUUGAUCCUUUACCAACUAAUUUUGAAGAAGACACAGUGGAAAUAUUUGGUAUUCAGUGGGUUACUGAAACAGCAUUAGUGAAUUCAUCUAGAGUGCUCUUUCAUUUAUUCAGGCAGCAGCUAUACAACUUGGAAACUUUAUUACAGGCCAGCUGUGAUUUUGGAAAGAUAACAACCCUACACUGCAAAGCAGACAACAUUAGGCAACAGUGUGUAACAUUUCUUCAUUAUGUUAAAGUUUUCAUCUUCAGAUACCUAAAAGUGCAGAAUGCUGGGAAUUAUGUGCCUGUCCAUCCUUAUGAGACUUUGGAGGCUCAACUUCCCUCGCUGUUGGUUGAUGAGCUUCAUGGAUUACUGUUGUAUAUUGGACACCUAUCUGAACUUCCCAGUACUAAUCUAGGAGCAUUUGUAAAUCAAAAUGAGAUUAAGCUUUUCCCACCAUCAUGGCAUUUAUUACAUCUGCAUUUAGAUAUCCAUUGGCUGGUGCUAGAAAUUCUUCACAUGCUGGGUGAAAAAUUGAAACAAGUUGUUUAUGGUCAUCAGUUUAUGAAUCUGGCGGGUGACAAUUUAACCAAUGUCAGUCUAUUUGAAGAACAUUGUGAAAAUCUCCUUUAUGAUUUAAUAAGCCUGUCACUCAACAGGUAUGACAAGGUUAGGCCGUCUGAAGCAUUAAUGAGUCACCACUGCCCAUGUCCAUGUGUUAAAGAAUUAUGGAUUCUCCUCAUUCAUCUUCUCGACAACAGAAGUAAAUGGUCUCUCUCAGAAUCAUUUUGGAACUGGUUGAAUAAACUACUUAAAACACUCUUUGAAAAGUCAAGUGACCGAAGAAGCCCCGCUGUGCCUGUAAUCCAGCCUAGAGAUCCAUUAGGUUUUAGUUGGUGGAUUAUUACUCACGCAGCUUCAUUUUACCAGUUUGAUCGCCAUGGAGAACCAGAUAAUAUGAGACACAUGGAGUCAAAUUGGAACUUUGUAGAAGAACUGUUGAAAAAGUCUGUCAAUGUUCAGGAUGGUAUACUAGAAGAACAGUUGCGAAUGUAUCUUCACUGUUGUUUGACACUUUGUGGUUUUUGGGAACCAAAUAUUGCAGUUGUCACAAUUCUGUGGGAAUAUUAUAGCAAGAACCUGAAUAGUUCUUUCAGUAUUUCUUGGCUUCCUUUGAAAGGCCUUGUAAAUGUUGUUAAGUCACCUUUAUCUAUGCUAGAAAUGGUGAAGACCUGCUGUUGUGAUAAACAAGAUCCUGACCUGUAUAAGUCCAGCAGUAGUUAUACCAUUUUCCUUUGCAUUUUGGCUAAAGUUGUUAAAAAAGCAACAAAGAAUAAUGGCCCUCAUCCUUGGAAACAAGUCAAAGGAAGAAUAUAUUCUAAAUUCCAUCAAAAAAGAAUGGAAGAACUAACUGAAGUUGGUCUGCAGAACUUUUUCAACCUUUUUCUACUGUUAGCAGCUGUUGCGGAGCUGGAAGAUGUAGCAAGUCGUGUUUUGGACCUCCUGAAUUUCCUCAAACCUGCCUUUAUGACAUCUCCUCUAAUUUGGAAGGGUCAGAUGGCCUUCCUUUUGAUGUAUACUGAGAAAAAUCUGGACAUUGGUGUUUUGGCUGAGAAAUUUUCAGGUGCUUUCCGGGAGAAAGCAAAGGAAUUCUUAGUAUCUAAGAAUGAUGAGAUGGGACAAAGAGCGACUCUCUGGACACUUCUUUCUAUCUAUAUUGAUGGCGUUCAAGAAGUGUUUGAGACCAGCCAUUACUUGCAUCCUUCCCAUGAAAAACUGCUUAAUGAUGGAUUUAGUAUGCUUCUACGAGCUUGUCAAGAAUCCCAACUUAGGACAGUGUUGAAUUUUCUACAGGCUGUUCUGGCCAGAAUCAGGAGUAUGCAUCAACAAUUGUGUCAGGAACUUCAAAGGGAGAAUGGAAACCUAAUUGUACAAUCUUCAUUAUCGGCUAAAGAGCGCCACCUUGCUGCAGUUGCCAGUGCACUGUGGAAACAUUUCUUUUCAUUUUUGAAGAGUCAGAGAAUGUCACAGAUAGUGCCACUCUCACAACUUGCAGAUGCAGCUGCAGAUUUUACUUUGCUGGCAAUGGACAUGCCCAGCACAGCUCCAUCAGACCUUCAACCUCAGCCAGUUAUAUCAAUGAUACAACUUUUUGGCUGGGAUGAUAACAUCUGGCCCCAAGUUGUAGCAAGAUAUUUAAGUCAUUUUCUACAAAAUAGCAUGUUAUGUGAAGCACUUUCUCAUUCAAACAGUGUAUCCUUUCAAGCCUUAACUGUAAGAUCAUGGAUCCGCUGUAUUUUGCAAAUGUAUGUAAGAAACCUCAAUGUUCCUGAUGAUUUGUUCAUUGAUAUCAAUCCUGAACAAGCAGUUGAGAAAGAAUACAUAGAGCAGUUGGCCGAACUGACAAGGUUGCUAUUUAAACUCUCAGAAGUAAAGAAUAUUUUCUCAAAAUCUCAAGUUGAAUAUUUACCCAUACCAGAAGACCCUAAAAACGCACUUACUCUAUUCUUUGAGGCUGUUGGUAUAACUUACAGGAAUCUGCAGACACUUUCCGAUAAAUCUGCCAUGGUCACAAAGUCCUUAGAAUACCUUGGUGAAAUACUAAAAUAUAUAAAACCUUAUUUGGGGAAAAAAAUUUCCAGUGCAGGACUGCAACUGACUUAUGGGAUGAUGGGAACUCUUGUUAAAUCAUGGGCACAGAUCUUUGCCACCUCUAAAGCCCAAAAAUUGCUAUUCCGGAUUAUAGAUUGUUUAUUGCUGCCACAUACAGUGUUGCAGCAAGAGAAGGAGCUGCCUGCACCUAUGUUGACUGCAAUUCAGAAGAGUCUUCCUUUGUAUCUCCAGGGUAUGUGUAUCGUGUGUUGUCAAUAUCAAAAUCCAAAUGCCUAUUUGUCUCAAUUGCUCGGGAAUGUUAUUGAGCAGUAUAUUGGGCGAUUUCUUCCAGCUUCACCACAUGCUUUAGGUCUUGGACAGCAUCCUGUUUUGUUGGCAUUGAGAAACUCAGCCACUGUUCCAUCGAUGUCAUCGCUAAAGAAAUGCAUUGUACAAGUCUUAAGGAAAUCCUAUUUUGAAUAUAAAAGGUCCUUGCUCCCUCCUCGUUUAGCAUCCGUUCUGGCCUUCACCCUCCAACUGUUCAAAGAAACUAACAUAGAUAUUGCUGAGGUUGAACUUCUCCUCCCUGGUGUCUUAAAAUGUUUGGUGUUGGUCAGUGAACCCCAAGUUAAAAGGCUGGCCACAGAGAACCUGCAAUACAUGGUAAAAGCCUGCCAACUGGGGUCAGAAGGAGAACCUGCCACCCAGCUGACUUCUGUGUUUAGGCAUUUUAUCCAGGAUUAUGGUAUGACAUACAAUUAUCAGAUUUACAGCAUUCUAGAAACUGUGGCAGCACUGGACCAGCAGGUUGUUAUCCACUUGAUUUCUACCCUCACUCAAUCUCUGAAGGACUCAGAGCGGAAAUGGGGUGUUGGCAAAAAUAUAACACAAAGGGAAGCCUAUAGCAAGCUUUUAUAUCACCUAGGACAAGUGGGACAAGAUGAGAUACAGAGACUGAAAAAUGAUAGUUCCUAAUAUAUUUUGUGAUUAAUUAUCUCUAUUAAUUAUAACCGUCUAAUGCCAAUUUGUACCAUUCUGCCUUCAUUUAAUUAAUUGUAUAAUGUUGUGUUAAAAAAAACUUUCUAAGAUGUAUAUAAAUAAGGAAAUAAAGGUUAAUUAAGUAUGUGUAGGAUUUUUGGAACUUGACAAACCUCAUUCUAUUUUAAAUAUAUUUUACUUAAACGAAAUUAAAGAAAUGUUCUAUUUGGGAGUAUUAUUUGUGUAUGACUAAGUAUGUUUGUACUGGUUAAUCCAUGGACUUUCUUUAUAAUGUAACUCCCUGCCUUGUGAGUGAUUGUGUUUGUUUUGUUUUGAUUUUUCACUAGUUAACAUUUUACUGUGACACUUUUUUCAAAUUACCUGACUACCCUAUUCUUUUUUGUUUGUUUGUUUGUUUGUUUUGGAGGGCAGGAUCAGGAGAUGGGGCUGUAUAUUAGCUAUCCUUUUUAAUAGUAAAUUUGAGGUAAGUCGAUAAAUACAUGCCUUACAAAGUACACUUACCUCUGUGAGGAAUAAAACUGAAUCUAGUUAAUACAUAAAUACACUACGGAUAGUGUAUUUAUAUAUUAAAAAAACAUAGCAAGUGUUUGUGCUUUGCUUCAAUAGUUGCCAGAUGUUUUUCUCUAUUCAUUCUUUUGGAGUUAUCAUUAAAAGACAUUUCUGGAGGAGGGAAAACAAGAGCUUUUAUUAUUAUUUUUAUUAAACAGGAUAAAUAAUAUUCUGAAAAAUCUUACGAUUACAAAUGAACAAGUCUGAGAAGUUAUCUGAUUUAUCUCCUUGCCCUUCAAUUAAAACUAAUUAAAACAUGACAUCUUGUAUAUUUACUGAGAACCAGUUUAGUUUCCUUUAACUGCUGUUGUAUCUCAAUUCUUUAACUCAUUUUUAUCUUAUCCAGAUUUAUUUUCUAUUAGAUUCUUUUCCAUGACUUUUUGUGAUGUGCAGUGGGUUAAAAAAAAAAGCUCCAAUUCUAAAGUUGGAAAGCCACCUGCGUCUAGGUCUCAAAACCACUUCUGCUUUGUGAACUUGAACAGGCUCUUUCUGAGCCUUUUUCUAAAUGGAGGAAAAAAAGAAGAAAAAUCCUUUUUAUUUUUCACCAUGUCCUUAUAAGAAUCAAUGACAUAUAAUGUGAAAGUAUUUGGUGACCUGUAUUCUCUUUGGAGGCAUGUAGAUACAAACACUGUAUUCAUACAUAAUAUAAGAUGAAAUAACCAAUGGCACCUCAGUUUUGUUUCUGUUUUUUCUAAUGAUCUGCCCUAGAUGAGUAAUCCUACUUUUGUUCAAUGUUUUCUUACAUGUCCUGUUUUCUAACUUUAAAUAAUUUUGUUUUCUUUUGGGAACUCUAACUCUAAUCUUUAUUAUGGUUCUACUUUUCCAUCAUGAAAACAUUCAACUCUUUUCUGGCUCAAGUAGUUGCUUUAAAAAUGAAAUGCAGGCAAUCAGCAAACAAUAAUAGCCCUCUUCUAAUUGUAACCUUUGAAGUCUAAAGGAGACUGCUUUUAUAUAGCAGUGAUUUUCUCUUCAUUAUAUGACUUACUAAACUAAUAAUGUAUCACUUUGCAAAUUUCAGCCAUUGAGGUUUCUAUUUAAGGAAAUGCCUUUUAAAGAGUCAGUCUCUCUCUGUCUCUCCCCCUUCCCUUCUCUUUCUUUCUUUCUCUCUCUCUCCAUACUUCCAGGGGAGAUCAAUAAAUAUAACUUUGAGAAUCUUGCUUUUUAUAGUAUUAAACAUUUAAGGGAUAGCAAAUGCUGCUCUUGAAUCACACAUUAGGAUAUGUAGCUGUAGAUAAUAAAAUUAACUAGUUUGUAGUGAAAAAAUCAGUGACAGCAAAAGUAUAUGACAAUACCUGUAUAUAUGUUUUAAUGUGUAAGUAAAAUUUUCAAAAACUUUUUUAAUUGAAGAAAAAAACUAACUCAGUUGCUUAUCUUCAUAGCCUAUAUUGAUUCUUCACAUAUUACUUGUCUUUUUCUCAUUCCUGCAGAGUAAAUUAUACCUGCUUCCUUGAUAUCCAUUUUGCCCUAAAUACCCUGUAUCUCUGAGGCGUCUUAUUCUACUUCAGUAAUAUGGCCAUUCUCAGUUGGUGAAAUCUGAGUAUCUGUUCUUACUUCUGGAUCUUUGUCCUCUCUGAUAUUUUCAUUUUCCUUGAUCUUCUCAUGACUUCCUCACCAAUGCUGACCCUUCCUACAUACAUCCCGUUUUGAAAACACCUUUACAUUCUUCAUUCUUGCUCCCAGUGGUAAGAUUUGGCCCUUUGCUCUGUCUCAUUCUUCUAGUAGUCAACUGGUAACAUAAUUCUGUCUCUCAAAUCUAUUUCUAGUGCUAAAUUUCUCGAACCUCCCUAGUUGGAUCUUCCUGAAAUGUAAAGGCAACUUGUUUAGUCUCUCCUGUCACCUUCUUUUCCAAACUGGCUCCUGCCUUAUUUUCCGCCCAGGGAAUAUACUGGUUUACCAAGUUUCUUAGCUUUAAAACUUUAGAGGCAUGUUGGAUUCUUCAUUGUUCUCCACUUUCAGGUGAUCAUUAUACAGGCUCUUGAUAUUUUAUUCUUUACCAUCCCUUGCAUCCAAACUUUUCUUAAUUGGGCAUUAUAAUCUCGCCUAUGGUUUCCUUUCCUACAAUUUAUUCUUCAUACCUUUCUGACAUGAUAGAUUUUCCUAAAAUGCUAUUUUCCUGUUGUUGAACCUGCAAUUACUUCUUAUUAUUAAUAAGUGGGCUUUCACAUGCUUCUAUCAAGAAACAUUCUGCCACCUGACUACUUUUUCUUUCCAAACUUACCUCAGGCAGGAGACUAGACUCUCAGCUGCUUUCUGUGAAUGCCAUAAUCAUUGUACAUUCUGAACCUCAUUCAGUUUGCUACCCUUCCUUAGCGAUACUACCAUUUCUAUAGAAACCUAAACUUAACACACUUAAAUAGGAAGACAAUUAAAAUAUACACUGGAAUACAUGAGUCGAGUAAUUUCUGUAAAAUACCAAAUGGAGUGUAAAAAAAAUGAUUGAAGGACAACAAGGUGAUGAAAGGACUUUAUUAGACAUUCAGAUUUGGUUAUGAUUGAAAUUUCAAUUAACAUUUAAUUAGGUUUCCAUGGAUAAGAAAAAACAUGGAGUAUUGCCUCUGUAACAAAAUCUUUAGUAUUGAGUUCAUUUGCAUUAGAAGUUUCAUAGUUUAAAACUUUUAUAUCACUACCUAUUCCUAGAAUAUUUUCUUCUUAAGAAUAUUUGAAUUUUUAUACCUGGAAAUUAUGUAAAAAAUUAUUUAUGGGUUGUUACUCUAUGUGUUUUCACUAUCCAUAAUUAUCUUCCACGCUUCACAAAUUUUUAAAGCUACUUUGUUCUUAAAGAAUUACUUGGACCCAUUGUCAUGUAGUUUAAAAGAAUAUUGGACAGUUUUAAUUUUUACCUCCCCUUUGAUAAGAUAUGUUGCAUAAAAAUUAAACCAGCAUCUAUAGUUGGGAAAAGCCUUUUAAAAACCUAACUUACCUAAAUUUUAUGCGUUAACAUAGUACUCAUAUUCCACAGGUAAAGGGUGGAAUGCAUAAUAUCCUCACCAAAAACUCUGUUAUCCAUAAUAAACCACCUCUUUUUGGUUGAUAGACUUUUACAAUAAUCUUAAUUUUACAAAAACUCCCAUGCUUACUCCUCCUAGGAUUUAAGAAUAUUGCCUUGUCAAGAGUAUCAUAUGCCAACAUAAAUAGCUUGCUUUGUUUAGUUAAAACAGUUGGUUUGGAAAGCUAGCAAAGUAGCAUAUUUUUCCACAUAUUAAAUUAGAUACUCAUAUUUGGAUUCUAUGAUAGACUAUAUUGGUAAGGUUACAAAAAUCAGGACCAAAUGAUUGAAUUAGGACUAAUUUCUGCUUAUUAAAGUUGUUAGUGUGCUGAUGGUUAUCCAAUUUAUUGCAUUAAUGAGUCAUACUUAUAGAAAAAUUCUGGACAUUCUUAUACACAUAAGUUAUCUGUCCCUGUAAUAAAGAUAUAGCUAAUAAAUGUAUAUAUUUAGCUUAGACUAUAGCUGUGAUUAUUCAACUUUAUUUUUAUGAGAUUGACUUUUUAAAAACCAAAGUUAAAAAAGCCUAUUUGAAGAAUAAUUUGUAUCUUAGUUUUGUUGCCUUUAUACCCUGGUAAAACUAAGGUAGUUUUUCAGCUAUUGCAGUGGCUGAAGGGUAUACAAUAUACAUGUAAACUAUAAGGAAAAUAUGAACAGAAAAAGUAUGAAAAAUACCCUAAUCAUAACUUGUCAUUUUGUUGUUAAAGAUUGAAGGAAUUGUUUUUGCAUUUUAUCACACACAUUAUUUCAGAGAUUUGUAUCUUGCUGGCUUUCCCUUCCACUGUAAGAAUACUCUGCUAAUAUCUAUGUGGUAUUGCUUUUUCUUUUUUAAAGUAAAUUUUGAUGUUUAAAUGGUUAGGGGGUAUCAUGGUCUUCCUAUGGAAAUUCAGAUUAAUGCAAUAAUUCAAAUACAAAUGUAAUAUAUUUAAUUUUGAAGAAUAAAAAAAGAUGAAUUACUGUAGGAUAGUUCACUUUAAUGGGAAAUAUAUAUUUGAAUUUUUGCAGUGGAAUUUUGUUUAUCCAAAUUUUGUUUAGUUUUCUACAGUCCUGGUUAGCUUUUACUACUGACAAUUUGAGGGAAACGAUCUAGUAAGUGAUCUUAGUAUUUUUGUAGGAGGUGGAUGUUGUACUUUGGAUGCUUUUCUCUGGCUGUAACUGUAAAUGAUGUUUCCAAAAACUAUGAAGGAAAGUUCACCAAGAAGGGAUUUAAUAAUAUAUACUGUUUUGUUUUAAAUGAGUAUUUAGAAAUCUAUAUAAAAAUAAUCAAGAGUAAUCUUAGGCUGCUUCUCCAUUCCCAGGCAGGCAAAUUUAUUUUUAGACAUUUUCCCUUUCUUAAUUGGAAAAAGGGUCUGGGAUUACAAAUAGAUUUUAAUGGUUUCUUGAGGUAAAACUGCUGGAGGAGAAGUUCAUGUCACAUAGAAAAUUUAGCAAACCUGAAACAGUUCUUGCUUUUAGGUCCUUGUUGAAACACUUCUGAAAUGUUGGAGUUCAUUUUUUGACUUGGAAAGACAUUUUUAACUUUUGGCUUAAAUGAUUUAUAUUUUAAAGAGAUUUAUCUCUCUAAAUAUUAGCUAUCAGUGCCAAUUUUUAUUUUUCAUAACUGUACAAAUACAAUUAUGUAUUUCUGUCUCAGUCUGUGUCCUUUUAAAAAUCUACCUUUUUCCCUUACCUUUAACCUCCCUUCCUGCCCAUUAAUCUGAAUAACCAGAGCUUAUAAAUGUGCAUAUAUAUUUUUAUUAAUGUUUUAGGUAUCUUAUAACAUUAUGUGUAUAAAGUUAGUAAACUCUGUUUAGGAUAAAAAUUCUUUUUUUAUUCACUUCUGAAUUACUAAAAGUAGUUACAUGAAUAAAAUGACAAUUUCCUGUAAGGCAGGGAUUUCUGAGUGAUUAAACUAUGUCAAGGAAAGUCAGUGUAAAGUCUUCCUUUUCAGAGGUUACUUAGGUCCUAACAAGAUUAGGAAAGAGGAAAAAGUCAUGUUGUACUUGUUGAAUUUUUGCUCAAAUGUAAUUGUUGAGUUGUUUUAUUCUUUAUUUUUUGUAUAGACAAAGCAAAUCCAAAAAUAUAGCCUAGAAAAGAAUUCUUAUGCAUUAUUAAAAGUGGUAGUAAUAAAAUAUGUAUUGGCGGUGGAAAAGAAUCCCACAUGUGCUCAAGAUUGACAUAACCUUUAACAAGGUGGAAAAACUUUUUAUUAGAACUGCCGAUUCUAGGUUCAAAUUUAUGUCAAAGCACUUUAUGGUACCAUAAUUAGUACAACUAAUUUUUGGAGCUUUAAAAUGUCAUUUUUCACUGAAUGAGUUCAAACGAUGUUUGAGCUAUUAUUUGAGUCAAGGAUUUGUACAAGUUUAGGAAUAUCUGCCUUCAAUAAACUUAUUUUUUCCUAAUGAGUAUAUCUCUUCCCAUAUUUUUUAAGACUCAUUUACUCCACAGUAUGUUUACCAAGUUCUAUCUAGUAAUUUUUAAACUUCAAAAUUAAUCUUCCUGUUCAAAGUUACUAAAGAUAGUAAAAUAAUUUGAGUACCAUCUUUUUCUUAGGCAAAAUACUUCAUUCAGAACAUUUAUCUAAUCCUCCCAACAUUCUUUUGAGUUGAUAUAGAAAUCAAUAAUUACCCCCUUCAAAAGUAGGAGAAUUGAAACACUGUAAAGUUAAGUUUCUGGCCCAAGGUCACAGGGUAAUCGAGGUGAGAAAUUUGGGUAUUCCAACUGCUAUUCCACUGUACUACUAUUCGUAUUACAAUGAAUAAAAUAUGGCAUUUAAAAAUUUAUGAUGUCAUAAUGCUGAGUCUCUACUGAGUGGGACUGCAUAAUGUAAAGUUUUUAAAAGAAAAAUUACAAACCCGGGCUUACGUAGUAAAGGGAUUAAGUAUUGAAGUUUGUUGUUGUUUUGUUUUUUUUUUUAAGAUAUAUGGCAGUACUUGUGAAAUAAUU
Talpa occidentalis (Iberian mole) is the source of this 10592-nucleotide messenger RNA. It is a transcript of the gene MMS22L, whose product is annotated as MMS22 like, DNA repair protein. The record is from RefSeq and is a predicted model, not a curated record. The transcript is spliced from 25 exons. The coding region runs from base 386 to 4111 and encodes 1241 amino acids. NCBI's taxonomy places the organism in Eukaryota, Metazoa, Chordata, Mammalia, Eulipotyphla, Talpidae. Gene Ontology annotation, cellular component: nuclear replication fork. Gene Ontology annotation, biological process: double-strand break repair via homologous recombination; replication fork processing.